This is a messenger RNA of Closterium sp. Naga37s-1, 11697 nucleotides long. Lineage: Eukaryota; Viridiplantae; Streptophyta; Zygnematophyceae; Desmidiales; Closteriaceae. The record is from the annotation of a GenBank genome assembly.
AUGCUUCCUAGCAGUGCCGUGCGCGAGCUUCUCAAGACUCGUCGGCUACAGCCGGCGGACGUAGCAGGGGGGCCCGCAUGUCUCCCCCCACUCCUCCGCGCGCAGCCCCACCUCGCCCCGCGCAUCAUCUCCGCCCUCCUCACUUUCUGCGCUCCCCCCCAGGAGGGGAGAUGGGGGGAAGGGCGGGAGGUCAGGCGGGAUCGGGGACGAGGCUCUUGGGGGGAGGGCGCGGGGGAAGGAGGAGCAGGAGGGGUAAACGAGGGUGGUGGCGACGCUGCUUUCUUAGACGAGGCAGUAGAAGCGGUUAUGGCUUUAAGCGGUGGUCGCAUGGGCUUUAAUCUCGAUCUGGAUUCUCUAGCCAUGGUGAAAGAAGCCUAUUCUGACGGGGACCACGAGGGGCAUGACUAUGCAAUGAUCAAAACGGGCGGUGGAUGCUGCGACUGCGGCGAUCCAACGGCCUGGAAGCGUCAGGGGUUUUGCAAGAAGCAUCCUGGCCCUGGGCACGCCCCGCCCCUCCCGGAAAGUUUCGUUGCCCGGGCAGAGCCCGUGCUGGCCGCGGUUGCUGCGGAAUGGCAGCAGAAAAUAGUUUUCGCUGCCCGGCUGGAGGAGGAACGGAGUGGAGGCGCAGCAGGGUGGGGGGGUUCUGGGUUUGGGUUUGGAAGCGGGAGAAGCGGGGGCGGAGGGGGAGGGGGAGGCGGAGGGGGAGGAGGGAGAGGCGGGACAGCGGGAAGCAGUAUGAGCUCGCUGCUAGGUUCCCUCACAGGGGGUGUGGGGGGGUCGGGAGGGUGGAUGAGUGGUAACGAUGGGUUCAGAGGAUCUUCCUCCUUCUCGUCCUCCCCCUCCUCUUCCUCCUCCGCAGCGCUAUCAGCAGCAGCGCGGUUGCGAGCAGCGAAGAACGAGGCAGCAGCAGCAACUGAGAGGUUCUCGGAGAUGUUUCUGAGACUGGCCAGCACCAGUGAAGGGCUGCUGCACCUUGUCUCGUCCGUGCUCACCAGGAAAAGCCCUAUCCCCGUUACUGCCCGCCCUGAUACAGUGCCAUCGGGGUUCCAUCCGACCAACAUUACCAUUACUCCUACUGCUUCUUCUGCCCUUACAGCCGCUGCCCCUACUGGUCCCGUCUCUGCUCCUGGAUCUUCCCAUGCACUCUCUUCUUCGGCUCCUGUGGGAUUAGGCUCACUGCUCAGCCCAGCAGCAGGGUCGUCUCUCCCAGCAUUGUCACAUCCCGCAGCAUCACCUCCCUUAGUGUCACCUCCCCCAGCCUCACCUCCCUCUACCACCGCUGCUGCUGCAUCCGCCAGUCUGUUGGAAGCUCUGGUGGCAAACGAGGAGGGUAUUAAAGAGGACUCCAUGCUCGUAGCCCACCGCCUUCUCUACAAGCUCCUAGGCGACCCGGGCUUUAAGUACCAAUUCGCCCUCGCGUUCGUUGCUAACUACUCGGCCUUCGUGCUGGGGAGUGGGGGGAGAGGGGACGGGGAGGAGGGCGGGGGAAGGUGGGGGGGAGGGGGUGCGCGGGGGAGCGGAGGGCGGAGGGGAAGAGGAGCGGCGGGGAGUGGGAGUGCAGGGAAUAGGGUAUCGGUUCUGGAGAGCUUUUCGGUGCAGAUUCUUACGGUGCCGGUGCUGACGCCCAGGCUCGUGGUGGAGGCUCGGCUGCUGGAUAUCCUGCUGGGUACCCUGCAGAGCAUGCUGCAGGGGGCGCUGGGACGAGACGGGCGCAUCAAUAGCAUGCUGCAGAGCAUGCUGCAGAGCAUGAUGCAGAGCAUGCUGCAGAGCAUGCUGCAGAGCAUGCUGCAGAGCAUGGUGCAGAGCAUGAUGCAGAGCAUGCUGCAGAGCAUGAUGCAGAGCAUGGUGCAGAGCAUGAUGCAGAGCAUGGUGCAGAGCAUGGUGCAGAGCAUGAUGCAGAGCAUGAUGCAGAGCAUGCUGCAGAGCAUGCUGCAGAGCAUGCUGCAGAGCAUGCUGCAGAGCAUGGUGCAGAGCAUGGUGCAGAGCAUGCUGCAGAGCAUGGUGCAGAGCAUGAUGCAGAGCAUGCUGCAGAGCAUGCUGCAGAGCAUGAUGCAGAGCAUGAUGCAGAGCAUGCUGCAGAGCAUGCUGCAGAGCAUGAUGCAGUUAUCCCGAGAGGAGGUGCACAACGGGCGAGUGACCGACGAUAUUCGCUACGUCCUCUCCCACUCCGCCUCCUCCCGCCACGUCACCGCCCGCCGCCCGGACCUGCUGCGCGCGUGGCUGCGCCAGUUGGCGGCCGCCCAAGGCAUGUGUCCACACGUGCGGCGCACAACCACCCACGUGGCAAUAGAGCUGGACGAUUGGAGCUUCGCGUACCUGUUAGAAGCACAGCUGGCGACGGUCAACCCGCUGCUCGCCGAAGCUAGCGCCGUGCCUGAGCUGGAGGCUCGGAAGGAGGGUCGGCAGGUGGAGGGAGGAUCGGCAGGGGAGAAAGGGGGAGGAGAGAAGGUAGGGGAGAAGGGGGGUGAAGGGGGAGGGUUUCCGGGGUUGGGGUUCGGGAGGAGGAAAACCCUGAGAUGGUUUGUGGAUGAAGGUGCAGGGCAGCACGCAGGGCAGCAGGCAGGGCAGCAGGCAGUGGGGCAGCAGCAAGGGGAACAGGCAGGGGGCAGUGGCAGUGGCAGAAGCGAUGGCACAGCAGCAGAAGCAGCAGCAGGAGAGACCAUCCCUGGGGAUGGAGGUUGGGGGGGUGGUGCUGCUGAACUUGAUGCUACUACCAGCUGGAAGGCAGAGGGUUUUGACCCAGAGGCAUAUGCGGAUGACUGGAGAGAGACCGAGACAGGCACGCACACAUACCUGCCGCCCCGAGCCUGCGAGGUUCGGCAGGUGGCGGCGAGGUUCGGAGUUCCUCCGGCGCUGGUGCGGCUGCUGCACGAGUGUGCGUGGGUGCUGGCGCGGUGGGUGGCAGUGGAGGGGUUGAGGUCACUGGGGUCAGCGUUUGGGAGCGGGGCGAGCAGUGUGGAGGCACUGAGACUGCUCGGCCUUACCAGGUCGCACUUUCCUGCGUUUCCAUCUGCUGCUGCUGGAAAUGCCGGUGCUGCUGCUGCUGCUACUGCUGGUACUGCUGGCGGUGGUGGCGGUGCUGGUGGUGGUGCUGGUGGUGGUGCUGGUGGUGGUGCUAGUGCGACGGCGAUGAGAGGGAUGAGGCAGCUUGGGCAGCUGGGUCUGUUACCAGGUGCAGCCGCAGCAGCCAUGGCUCGUAUCACCUCCCCUUCCCACCCGCCCCGCCCCACUCCCUCCGCCUCCCCGCCUUCGCCUCUGCUAACCCCUCUGCCUGCCGCUGCCACCACAGGUAGACUCUCUGGUGGGGGCACGUCUGGGGAAGGCUCACCUGGGGGAGGGGUUGCUGGUGGGGGUAGGCCCAGGGGGGUCUCAGCGCCUUCGCUGACUGCUGCUGCUGCUUUGGAACAGCAGCAACAGGAGGGUCAGUCGUUGCAGCAGCAGCUAGAGGGUCAGCAGCAGCAACAGCAGGAGCGGCAGCAGGUGCAGUUACUGUCGUCGGUUCUGGUGCACGCGCCAGGAGCUUCUCUCCUGUCGUUCAAAUGGGCCCAGGACGAACUGAAGAGCCUUGCUUCCGAGGCAGCUGCUGCUGCUGCUGCAGCCGCAGCAGAGAGGGCGGGUGGAGGCGGAGGGGCUGUGGGUGGUCGAAGCAGCAUAGCAGGUGACGCUGGGGAAGCAGGAGCAGUAGGAGGAGGAGGAAGAGGAGCAGGAGGCGGAGGGGGAGGGGCAGCAGGAGGCAGCGGCGCCAGUCCAGUGGGGCGGGCAGGGAGGUUCCUAUCAGGCAUGGCCGCAGCAGCAGGGGCGGCAGCUGCUGCUGUGGGCGGCAGAACCACAGGAGCAGGCAGUCCGGGCACUAGAGGGGGAAGUCCAGGGGGAUUGGGGCAAGAGAGAGUGGCCACAGCAGGAGCAGAGGCAGUGCCUGCGCUUGGGCUUGAAGGGUUGGGGAGAGGGGGAGGGGAAGGAGGUGUGGGAGGAGCAGAAGCGGGAGGGGGUGCUGGGUUAGGAGCGGGUGCAGGGCUGGGUAGAGUGGGUUUGAGAGACGGCGAAGCGCCUGCUGCGAUUGUUCCUGCUCCUGCUCCUGCUGCUGCUGCUGGUGGUGGUGGCACAGGAAGGGGAGGGGAGGAGCACGCAAGGCAGGAGGGGGAGGACAUGACCCACACGCAGAGGGGCCACAUGGGGAUCUUAAGCAACUGGCUCAGAAGGGCGUCUAGGUUCAGGGCGACAGGGGGAGAAGGGGCACAGGGAACCCAGGGCAGGCAUGCAGGGGCAGGUGAAGCAGCAGGCGCAGAGGCAGCAUGGGCAGACGUAGGGGUAGGUGCAGAGGCAGGAGGGGCAGGAGGAGGGGAAGCAGCGGCAACAGCCAUGCAGGCAGAUUCGUUGGCAGCAACAGAGGCAGUAACUCUCUCUGCUGCGCACCCCCCCUCCGCCGCCCCCCCUCUCUCCGCUGCUGCUGCUGGUGCCCUCAGUGCACGGAGCAGCCCCUGCUGGUGGGUGGGGCGGCAGCUGCUGUCGCUUCUGGAGGGGCUGCUACCGUUCCCUCCCCCUCGGGUUGAACCAGGGGACUUGGCAGGAGACACGCCACAGGAGGGGGCUUGGGCAGAGGAAUCUGCUGCAAGAGGGGCAAGAGAAGGGCCAGGGGCAGUUUUGGGGGCAGGGGCAGUUUUAGGGGCGGGGGCAGGGGCGGGGGCAGUAGCAGGGGCGGGGGAACGCUGUAUUACCAUGGCUACGGAGGGGUGGGAGGCGAGUUCUAUGUCAAAGGGGCCUGUGGGUGGGGCUGAGAGUGUGCUGGAGUGGCCAGUGGUGGAGUACGAUGUGGCGCGGCAGGAGGUGUCGUUUCACCUGCCUCUGCACCGCAUGCUCGCACUGCUCCUGCACUCCCUGCUGCGCCUCUCCUGCCCCGUGCCCGACCCACCAGGCGACGCACAUGGGGACUCAGAGCAGAGGGUUGGGAACGAAGGGAUGGUGGAGGGCUCACGGGAUGCGAGGGAGGAGAGAUGGAGGGAGAGAGAGGCGGCAGAGCUGUGCUUGCUGCGCCUGCUGCCCAGUAAGCUCCAGAGAGGAAGCUUCCUCGCAGCUGUGGCGGAGCACGGGCUGCGAGUGCAAGUGCUGUGCGCGCAGAUAUCAGCGGGAAUGUGGAGGAGGAACGGGCAAUCCAUGGUCGCUCUCUGCGACCUCUACCACUCCGUGCACUGGUCAGUCGUUUCUGCCGCCUCUCUCUGUGCUCCUCCUCUCUCUCUCUGCCCCCCUCACCCUCUCUGUGCUCCUCCUCUCUCUGUGCUCCUCCUCUCUCUGUGCUCCUCCUCUCUCUGUGCUCCUCCUCUCUCUGUGCUCCUCCUCUCUCUGUGCUCCUCCUCUCUCUCUGUGCUCCUCCUCGCUCUCUCUGCCCCCCUCACUCCUCCCUCUGUGCUUUUGCCACCUCCCUCUCUGCGACCUCUACCGCUCCGUGCACUGUGCACUGCCAUCUCGGCUCCUCCUCACCCCUCUCAAGCUUCAUAUGACCGUCAUACCCUCCCCCUGACCCCUCUUCCCAUGCCAUGCCAUCCCAGGUGUGAGGACAGCCUGGAGUUGGACCUCUUCCUGUUGCAGUGCACUGCUGUCUCGGCUCCUCCUGAUGCCUUUGUGCGCCAGGUUGUAGCGCGCUACAGCCUCACCAGCUACUUCUCCCUCGCUGUGGGGACGGCAUCAGAGUACGAGCCUGCAGUGGCCCAGGACUGCAUGGCCUUCCUCAUCCGUCUCAUCUCAGAGCGAUCCUUUUCCGGCCUCCCCCCCACUGCGGCCCUCCGGAGGGAGGUAGUGCAGCGCCUAGCCAUCGGCAACGCCACCCGCAGCAGCGUUGUCAAGUCCCUCCCCCCUCGCUUCGCCGAAAACCCCGCCAUCCCCGCCGUUCUCGCUGCCGUUGCGGAUUAUUCCCGCCCCUCGGGAAUGGAGCAAGGGCGAUACUUACUUAAAAGAGACUGUUACAGGGAGCUGGAUUUGUACUGCCUAAGAUGGGCGCCUAGGGAGUUGCAGCGAGCGGAAGAGAGGUAUGCGGAGGCGGUUAAGAGAUCUGCGGUUGUGGAGCAGACGCCGAGAUGGCGCGAUCCUGUCCGUCCGUUGAUGGGCCUGCGGGAGAUUGCCACGUCAGCAGGCAUGCAUGAUGUGGUGCUGUCGGUGGUGCUGCACGCGUGGUGGGAUGAGGAGGGGAGAGAGAUGAGCUACAGAGAAGCCAGAGGCAGCAACGGUGCCAGCAUUGGGAGUGGUGGUGGUGGUGGUGGUGGUGGCGGUGGUGGGAGUGGGAGUGGGAGUGCAGGGAGUGGGAGUGGGAAUGGGAGUGGGUUGUCUCGUGCGCCUGAUAUUGUGCUGCAUGCCGCGCUGCAUCUGCUGGCAUUGGCUCUUGACACUUGCGUGGCGUGGCAGGAAGCCGAGGAGAAGAAGGGGCGGGAAGGACAGAGAGGGCAGGGAGGAGACGAGGAAGAGCAGGGAGAGAAGGUGGGGAGAGAGGGUGGUGAGGAGGAGGGGAUGCGGAUGGAUGUGGAUGGGCGUGUGGGAGGGGAUGCGAGCGGCGGUUGGAGUGAAGGAAGAGAAGCAAGAGGGGGAGGAGAAGGAAGGGAAGGAGAAGGAAGGGAAGGAGAAGGAACGGAAGGAGAAGGAAGGGAAGGAGAAGCGGGUUCAGGCUCAGGCAUGGAAGUGGAAGGGGCGGACUGGAUGGCUCGUGAUGCACGUGGUCAUGUUGACCAUGCAGCUGUGCAGAAGAGACACUCCUGGCCACCGGCCCUCCUGUCCCGAGCAUGCCAGCCGUUCGAAGCACGGUUACCAGACAACAGCAGCAGCGGCGGCAGCGGCAGCGGCAGUGGCAGCAGCAGCACGGCCGCGGGGCUGUUCGCCCUGCUGCCAGGAGCGACCCUCUCGACCCUCUCGUCCUCUCACUGGUUCCGCGCGUCGCACGCUGCCCCGGUGUCCCUGCUUGCGCUCCUCGUGCGCCUCCUGCGGUGCUGGCAGCGCCAGGCAGGGACGACGCACGGCACCGCUGCUGCUGCUGGUAGUGAAGGGAUGGGGUUAGUGGCCAGGAAUGAGAGUAGGGGGAGGGAAGGCGAGGAGGGUAGAAGCACAGCAGUUGGGGAGAGGUCGGGCGGGGCAGGAAGGGGAGGGGGAGGGGAGGGGCGGGCGGAGCUGCAUGUUCUGGUGCUGCGGCUGCUUAAGCGUUUCGCUCAGCUAAGCGACGAGUGCAGGAGAGCUCUGGAGGUGCUUUGCCCGGAGGAGUUUGAUAAGGGAAAGGGGAAGGCGGCGGCUGGAGGCCGCGGGGGAGGGGCUGGGGAAACGGGGGAGGCAGCAAAGGCAGCACGGGCAGGAGGAGCAGGGGGAGCAGGUGUGGGAAUAGGAGGCAGAGAGAUAGAGGUUGGAGAAAGUGAGAGGGGGAGUGGUGGUGGUGGCGGCAGUAGGGGUGGUGAGGAGAAGGGAGAGGGUGGGGUGUUGAGUGAAGCCGAUGCAAAGAAGUCGUUUGCUCGGGCAAGACAGCAGGCGUUGCUGGCAAAGAUGCGGGCAGCGCAGCAAAGAUUCGCAGCAAGCAUGAAUCAAGGCAAAGGAAAGGAGGGGGAGGAGGAAGAGGAGGAGGAGGAGGAGGAGGAAGAGGAAGAAGAGGAGGAGAAGAAGGGGAGGGUCUCUCCAGCCGUCCCUCCCCCACCUGGCAGCAUGGUGCUCGUCCCCCUGCUGCCCCCACUGUCCUGCCUGUUGCUUUUUAAGCCCCUUCCUCCCUUCUCCUAUCCUGUCUACCUACCUGCGGAUAACCCCCAUCAGAAGUCUCGUCUCGUGGGUCUCUCCAGCCGUCCCUCCCCCACCUGGCAACACGGUGCUCGCCCCCCUGCUGCCCCUGCUGCACCGCCUGCUACCUCCCGAGCUGCUGUGGCUGCCGCUCCCACAGCAGGUGUAGCAGGAGCAGGGGGGAUUGGGGAAGGAAAUACUGGGGCAGUCGCGACUGGGGCCGGGGGUACCGUAGGGCAGCAGCAGCAGCAGGGGUUGGGGCAAGCGGUGAUUGUGCUGGGGGGAGCACGUGCAGCUGCUGCAGCUGGUGCCACUGGUGGGGAAACGGCAGGAGGAAUGGGGACGGAGGCAGGGAUAGGCACAGCUGCUGCUGCUGCUGCAGCACUGACAGGAGCAGCAGCAACAGGAGCAAUGACAAACGGAGCAGCAGGAGCAGCUACGACAAACGGAGCAGCAGGAACAGCAGGAGCAGCAGGAGCAGCAGGAGCAGCAGGAGCAGCAACAACCACCACGGGGACGUGGGUGCAAGCCACAGAGUUUCUAGACUGGAUCAGAGCGACCUUGCGCGAGGGGGGAGGGGGGCCUGUGACUGUACAGGGGCCCAGGGGAGAGUGGCAGGUGGAUGGGGAGGAUUUGAUGGAUAUCCUGCAGCAGGAGCUACCGGGGGAGGUGCGAUUCACAACCACUAUAGUCACAGGGGAGGGGUGGCCGGUGGAGGAAGAGGAAGAGGAUGAGGAUGUGGAGGAGGAAGGAGAGGAAGAUGGAGAGGAAGAGGGAGAGGAGGAGGAGGGGGAGGAUGAGAUGAUGGACGGGCAGGGGCUGAUGCUGCUGGGGGAGGAAGAGAUGAGAGAAGUGGGGGGUGAAAUGUUUUCAGAUACGGAUAAUGACACUGGUGAUGAUGAUGAGGAGGAGGAUGGGAAUGGUGCUGGUAAUGGUGCUGGUAAUGGUGCUGGUACGGGUGGGGAUGGUGCUGGUGCUGGUGGGGAUGGGGAUGGGGAUGAGGUGAUGCAAGAUGCUGCGAGUCAGGGGUUGGAAGAGGAUGGGGAUGAGGGGCAGCAAGGGGGGGGGGGACCACCCGAGCAGCAAGAUGGACAGACCCAAGGGGUGCCGGGGACUGCAGCAGCAGCAGCACCACAUGUGGAGCACGCAGGUGCAACAGCACCCGCGGCAGCAGCGGCAGCAGGGGCAGCAGCGGCAGCAGGGGCAGCAGGGGCAGCAGGGGCAGAAGGGGCAGCAGGGGCAGCAGGGGCAGCAGCAGUGGAGCAGGCAGGUGCAGGUGGCAUGGGCACUCAUGGCAUAACCACAGUGCCGCCCAUUGCUGCAGUGCUGCCCGUUGCUGCAGUGUUGCCCGUUGCUGCAGUGCCGCGCGUUGCUGCAGUGCCGCCCGUUGCUGCAGUUGUGGGAGCAGGCACUGCCAUUCCUGAAACCACAGCAGGAGCCACCGUACCGACAGGGAGAGCCGGAGCCACCGUACCGACAGGGGGAGGGCAGGGAAGUGGAGGGGAAGCACGAGCAGCGGCAGGGGGAGCGCGAGCAGGGGCAGGGGGAGCGCGAGCAGGGGCAGGGGGAGCGCGAGCAGGGGAGGGGGGAGCUGGCGCAGCCAGGGGGAGGUUGGAUGCGGUGCAGGCUGCAGCAGGGGAGGUGUUUCGUGGGUUCUGGAUGAACAUUCCCCCCAUCAGGCGCACUGCCAGGCUGAGGCGCAGGGGUAUCUCGGGGAGGGCGGAUCUGUUUGGGCAGGCAGGGGGAAGGGGGAGAGGAGUGGAGGAGAGGGAGAGUGGGGCGGUGGUGGGCGGGGGGAUGGCGAGUGGGGUGUGUGUGAAGGGGUGUGGGCAUGUGAUACAUCAUUCGUGCAUGGACCAGUACUUUUCAAGUCUCUACCAGAGGUAUCUGAGUGGUUCUUUCUAUGAGGGAUCGUCAGUGGUGGAUCCUGAAGCGGGCGAGUUCCUGUGUCCCGUGUGCCGCCGUCUCGCCAACGCCACGCUCCCUCUGCUCCCAUCUCGCUCCCCGCCUCUGCCCUCCCCACCGCUUCCCUCUCGUCCUCUCCCGGCUGCUAUGCCCUCUCCUCCCCUCCUUGGGGUUCCCCUCUCCACCCCCCUUGCUGCACUCGCUGAAUCCCAAGAGGCUAUAGAGGCCACAGCCAUGCGCAUCUGCCAGGUGGCACGCUCCGAUUCGUCGAGAUUCCGCCACGUGGCGCUUGGUCGCGAGCUACAAGGCCUGCUGAUCUGGCAGAGUUUGGAGUACACCGUCGCCUGCGCUGAGCUGGCAGGGCGAGGGGCACCACCUGGCUGUCCAGCUGGCAGAGUUGACACGUCAGCACAGUUCUGGGGGCUGGGGGAGACAGCAGCAGCAAGGAUGAGGACAGGUGGCGCGAUGUGGUUGACUACUGCUGAGGCAAGAGUUGCGGCAUUGGCUGCUUGUGCGGAGGAGGAAGGGGGGAAGGGGGAGUGGAUGGAGGGGAGGGCAGAGGGAGGGGGGAGUGGAAGUGCAAGCAUUGGUGAGCGUGAGCAAGAGAGAGGUGGGUCAGGCAGUGCGAUGCAAGUAGGGAGUGCAGGAGGUAUGGAGGUAGGAGGGGAUACCAGCAGUAGUGGUCAAUCGAGGGGUGAAGGAGGGAACAGCAUAGGAAGAGAGGUGGGCGGUGGUGAGGAGAGGAGCAGGGAUGGUGAAGGGAGGAGUGGCGGUGGGGAGGAGAGAGGUAGCAGUGAGACGAUGGACGAGGAGAGGAGACAUCAGGAGUGGAGGAGGCAGCUUAUAGAGAGGAUGCAAGGGGGUUCGCAAGGGGGGGGAAGGAAGAGGAAGGCGGAGGGCACAGUAGGAGCACUGGCUCGCCUGGCAGUGGCGCAGGCGUCUCACAGCACACAUGCUGUCUUACUCAGGACACGUGGCAUGCUGCUAUUGGUGGACAGCUUGGCCCCUGGGACACCGUUGGAAGCAGCACAAUCCGCACCUCUUGUUGCAGCCGUCCCUUCAUCUGGUUCUCCCCACCCCUCCCACCCCUCCCAUCCCUCCUCCUCCUCUGCUUCCACGUCCACCUCCCCACCUCCCUCUCUCCCCUCCUCCCUCACCACCGCCCCAUCCCCAUCCUCUCCCCUGGAGGAAAACGCCUUUCUCCGCCUCCUCGCCUCCCCCGCUCUCGUCCGUGACCCCUUCCUCUCCCUCUCCCGCCUCCUCUACUGCCUCCUGCCGCUGCCCCUUCCCCACCUCGCCUCGCCUUCCCACCCAUCUCAACACACAGCUUCAGGUUCGAUGCAGCACAGAGCAUACAGUGAGGAGGGUACAGGGGGUGUGGUGAGGGAUGCAGUGCAUCUGGCAUACACAGCAGCAGUGGCUCAAGCGCUGCUGCUUCUCGCCCCUGCUGCCAUCCGCCUAGGCUUACUCCCCUCUCCUCUUCCUCUUGGCAGUGUUCUUAAUCAGGCAUCCUCAGGGCCUAAUAGCGUUCCUGAGCCUGCCCCUGCUCUGCCGCCGUUCCUCUCGUCUCUGCUCGCUGCCAUGCUGCAUGCGCUAGCUGCUGGUUCCCCGCCGUCUACCCCAGCGACAGAUGCUGCUGGUGCUGCUGCUACACCUGCAACCGUCACACCAUCAGCAGCAGCAGCAGAAAUACCACCAAUCCCCUUGCUCGCCACAUCUCCCUCCCACUCUGCCUCUACCCCCUCCUCCCCCUCUGCACCUCUCCUGCCGGACCUCCUCCUCCAGCAGACCUCGUUCCUGGAUGCCGUGCGUCGCCUCUCCCUGCCCUUCCUGCGCCGCUCCGCCCUCCUCCUGCACCUCCUCUCCCGCAACGUCCUCCCUCUGCUGCUCAUGCCCUCCGCUCCCUCCUUGCUCUUCCCCUCCCAACCGUCAACCAUCCCCUCCCACCCCUCAAUGCGGUGGCACAGCAGGAGGUGGCGGAGGCAGCUGUGUGGGAGAGGGAGUUGCAUCUGCCUCCGCUCCCUGUGUUGCUCUCAGACCCUGCUGCUGUGCACCUGA